AUGAUAAGAAUAUAUCCUUAUCCUUUCAGCAAAUAUGUUAAAUCACUGCCAGAUCCUCCGCCAGGCAAAUCAAGAGAAAUAAAGAAUUUUGAAUGCAAAAAAUAUAAAAAUGACUAUAGUUGGUUGCUGAAAGCGAAAAGUAAUUUGAAAAAAUGUUUUCACUUAUGUGACAUAUGCUCAAAAAAAUUUAAUUAUAUGAGAUGUCUAGUAAAGAAUUCAAAUGUUCAGUAUGAAUACAAUUUAAGUUACAACACUGCAAGAAGCAACCCUAAAGGUGGAAAAGAGGAAGUUGGCGAACAUAUGUCUGUUGCCCCGUUGUGUGGAAACCAUAAAAGUUUUAAGCAUAAGAAUGAACUAUGUGAUGUAAAAAACAACAUACUUAAGAUAAAUAGUAAUGCAUCGAAAAACAGUGUGGAUAGUAAUCAAAGUAUUACCAGCUUAAAAUCAGCAAAUGAUAAUAGUAUUAUAUUUAGCAAUUCUUUAAAUCACAACGAAACUGCUUGUUUGUCAUUUGAUGAUGACGUGUUUAUAUUCAUAGACGAUUAUCCAGGAAAACAUUCAAAUCGUUAUAAAAAAGAUGAAGAAAAAUGUGAUACACUAUUGCAAAAUGUGAACUCCUUAAAGGGUGAUGAUCUCAUGUGCCCCCAAUUUCAACUUGAUGAUACGAUAAUACACAUAAAAAGACACUUUAAAAAUGAUGUAUCCUAUUUUGCCUGUAAGCAUGUUAAGAUGAAUGAGUUGUACAAUUUAGAUGACGAAAGCGCCAAAUAUGACAGCAUAAAUAUUUAUAUGUGCGACAACAGUAUGGAAAGUUUCUCUAAGAAUGAUUGUGCACUAAACUCAAGUGAGGAAAAGGAACCAUUUAGCUUAACACAACCAAUUAUCAUCACUACAUUUAAUGAAAAGGAUGAAAAGAAGGAACAAAAUCAAGAAUUAGAUGACUUGAAAAACGUAAGUAACGACGGUCAUAGAUAUGAAUCUUUAAAGAGACACGAUUUAAAUGAAGGUAUUAAGCGCAUUGAUCUGAACCUUGAACAAAAUGGAAAUUAUGAAUUGUUUAAUGUUUCCCAUUUUUGCGUGAACGAAGAGUUUCCUGCUUUAUAUGCCUCAGGACAAGCUGAUAAAAACUGUAAAAGUCACAUCAAAAACGAGAGCAUGCGUAAAAUCAAUAAUAAUGGUAUCGAAGAGCAAGACAGAAUGGAAAAUCUAAAUAAAAAUAGUGAGCAGUAUGCACGUAGAAUCGAUGAUAAUUGUAAAAAAGACAAUAUAAUUCAAAAGCACGCGUUUAAAAGAAUGAACACGUACACAAAUUUGUUAAACAAGGAAAAAAAAACAAGAACGUUAAUAGAUGAAUUGCGGGAAAAACUGAUGAAGAGGAAAAAUUUAUAUCUUGAAAGUCAUAGUGAACAAAAUAAAAAUAUAUCAGCAGAUACGACACAAGAAGAGAAGAAAAAAAUAAUCGCUGAAAAAUGUGUCCAAAAUUUGGCGGCGAAUAACAGUACAAAGUGUUCUAAAGAAACGCACGGAAAUAGUGUACCCCCCGUGUCAGGCAAUUUGAAUGCAUUACGUAUUUAUAAAAGGCAUAACGUAAGUGAAAAAAAGACAAUUAACAAUGUUAAUAUUGAUGAAUUUAAAAGCAGACUUACAAACAGCGGAAACUUAAUUCUAAACAUUGAGGGGAGUGGUUCGAAGGGAUUAAAAUCAAUAUACAGUGAAGCAAAAAAUGUGAAGGGAAAAUCGACCUAUUCUGAUGACAAAGAAUAUGAAAAACAUGUUUAUAAUAGAGAUGUUGGUCAUGUAAAGCAGGAUGUAAAUAUCAUUACGGGAAGAAAUCAAAGUGGAUGCAAAAUGAGCAGUUUUGUAAAAUCCCAUAAAGGAUUCAAGGAUAAUGUGGGCAAAAAUAAUUACGAUAUAGAAAUAAAAUCUUUCACCAUUGAUGACAAGGAAAAAAGUAGCAAUUUAAAAUUGUUAGAACAAAUAAAAAGCUACAAGCUCGUGGAAGAAAACAAAGAGGGAGGAAUUACCUUCAAAGGGUACUACACUCCUUUUGACAAAGAACGAACAGAAGACAUAUGCGAAAAAAAUAAAUCAAGAAAUGCUCCAGAGGAUGAAAAAUUACAUAUAAGCAGAAAAGACAAAAGUAAAAAACGUUAUAAAUCGCAAAUAAUUGCAGGGAGAGAAGAAAAAACAUAUUUCACCGAUAGUAACUCUAAAAAGGUGGAAGUUAGCAGUGGUAACGAAAAUUCGUUUAAUUCGAAAGGUAUCUGUAGGAAAAGCAAAAAUGCAAUUGGAAUGAACGAGGAAAAUGUAGUUAAGAUGCCCUUGAAAGGAGAUGAAAAGGAAAAGGGAAAUAUAAUUUAUGGGAAAAGAAUCAAUGAUAAACACAGUAGUGAUAAAAGAAGCGGUCUUGAAAGUAGCACUAUUUUAAGACACAGCAUAUUCAACUCUUUAAGGCAAAAUUGCAAACCAGGAUUAAAAAAUGAAUUGAAAGACACUAACAGCAGUUCUAAGAAGGAAAACGGCGAUCGAAGUGGAGAUAAUUUGCCAACUUCCAAGGAACAGGAAAAUGGUUCAUCAAACGUGUGGAGCAAGGAUAUGUUCAUAUCUACUAAGAGCAACACUAAAUUGGGGAACAAUGUGAAUAGUAAUAAAGACGACUUAAUGAAAGAAACUAAAAUGAAAGGAUAUUACGUGAGAGACAAAAUAUAUGUGAAUCAAAUUAAGGGUGAACGCACGGAACAGAUGGGCGAGUCACAAGACGAAGUACAGACCACACGUGACACACCCCAAGAGGCGGACAAAUUAAAACGCUGCAAGAAGAAAAACGGAAAAGAGACAAAAAAUUAUGGAGAACGCAAGAAACAAAAUGAGACAAACAAAAACGAAUCCGAAGAAAGAUUAACUACAGAACUGAAAAAGAAAUUAAGUAACAUUUUAAGCUCAUGUACGAAUCCUAACAAAAUAAAUAUUCACAACAAAAUAUAUGCAUCCGAGAUGGAAAAAAUCAAAAUGGAUAACAACAAAAUGGCGUAUAUUAACAAUAAUUAUUUUUUUAAUGUUGACAAGGGUAACCAUUUUGAGAAUUGCGAAGAACAAGUAGCAAAAAAUUCUUCAAUGAAAUAUAAUUUUAAAAAGCUGGACUUGCAAUUCUGCAAAAAUAAAAACGAUUUUUAUAGCUUUAACUAUAUGAGCAAUGUCUUAUCAUCAAGCAGCUGUAGUGUGUCCAAAGAAUACAUCUUUAGGGAGAGCUACGAAUCUAAUAUUUUAGAUGAAAAAAUUAAUAAACUAAGUGAAUUAAGAAAAAAGUAUUUAUUAAAGAAAUAUUUAAAUGCAGUUUUGAACAAAAGUAAAAAUCAUUUUGUGGAUAGUAAAACAAGUAAAAAAGUGUGCAACAUGGAUGUUCCCAAGUUGGCUUACAAUGCGGCAAAAAAUAAAAUUGGUGAAAAGGCUGACCCGAAGAAAGAACCACUUGGGGGAGACCUACAUUUUAAACAGAGACCUAAUGAAAAAUUAAAAAUUUGUAAGAGGGAUACUAAACUAUGUCAAGCACCUCAAUCGCCAAAAAGACAGGAUAAAAUACCGAAACCAUUAGCUAGUCAAUUGGAAAUUAAUUCAGUGUCGCGCUUGGAAAAAACACAAUCGUAUCCAUUUGAGGAGUUUAACUUGUAA
This is a messenger RNA of Plasmodium cynomolgi strain B, 3669 nucleotides long. RefSeq lists its product as hypothetical. Lineage: Eukaryota; Apicomplexa; Aconoidasida; Haemosporida; Plasmodiidae. The coding region runs from base 1 to 3669 and encodes 1222 amino acids. The transcript has 2 exons. The record is from RefSeq and is a predicted model, not a curated record.